Molecule: messenger RNA, 2531 nt
Organism: Rhineura floridana
Lineage: Eukaryota; Metazoa; Chordata; Lepidosauria; Squamata; Rhineuridae
Gene: XPNPEP2
Product: X-prolyl aminopeptidase 2
Exons: 21
Coding region: 184-2220 (678 amino acids)
Molecular function (GO): metalloaminopeptidase activity
Source: RefSeq, a predicted model, not a curated record
ACCUGAUCUUUGGAGCACAACAGCCAGUAGAAUCUAGGAGGUUACUUGGGCUUUCUUGUGCCGCUCUGCCACCUCUAACAAGUCCCAAGCAGUGGCAAAGCCAGGUUUUCUCGCUGUGGUUGAUGUUUUAAUCCUUCUUCAAAACCUUUACUUUGGUGAAGUGCCUCUAGUCUGAACAAAGACAUGGUCCAUUUCAGCUGCAGCUUGGUGGUCUGGAUUUUUCUCCUUCAUGGGUGCAUCACAGAUAAUUCCAAAGAAAGAACAUCUGAAUCAGAAGACAUCAGAAACUGUACAUCCAUCCCUCCGUACUUGCCUCCCACGGCCACCAACACGAGUGAACGGCUGAGUGCUCUGCGGCUGCACAUGCAAUCUCACAACCUCUCUGCCUACAUCAUCCCUACCACAGAUGCGCACAUGAGUGAAUACGUCACAGAACGAGACAAAAGGCUUUCCUGGAUGACAGGCUUCACAGGAUCAGCAGGGACCGGUGUGGUCACUUUGCAGAAAGCAGCCCUCUUCACAGACAGCCGCUACUGGACCCAAGCCACGCGCCAAAUGGAUUGCAACUGGGAGCUGCAGAAAUCAGCCUGGCUUCACUCUAUUGGGGAGUGGAUUCUUAAGGAAGUUUCAGCUGGAGAGAGAAUUGGAUUGGACCCCUUCCUCUUUUCUAUUGCUUACUGGAACAGCUACAGCCAGGUCCUGGAGGGUUCAAAUAGAAGCAUCGUUCCUUUAGAGGACAACUUAGUAGACCAAGUAUGGGGUGCACAGAGGCCUCUUCCACCUACCAGCAUGAUCUAUCAACUCUUGGACACCUUCACUGGGAGCACUUGGCAAGAGAAGGUUACUGAUAUCCGGACCCAGAUGGAGAAUCAUAGCAAGAAGCCCACAGCUGUCUUGCUCUCUGGUCUUGAGGAAACGGCCUGGCUCUUCAAUCUUCGGGGAGAUGACAUUCCUUACACACCCGUCUUCUACGCUUACACACUUCUCACCAACACAAAUAUCAGUCUGUUUGUGGGCCAGAGUCGGCUGAGCCGAGAGGCAUCCAACUCCCUGGCUUCUCAGUGCCCAGGGGCCCUGUGCGUGAGGGUGGAGGACUAUGGGCAAGCAAGUGCCAGUCUGAGAAAGUAUGCCCAGCAGGACAAUGUUCGAAUCUGGAUCGGAACAGAAUACACCAACUUGGGGCUCUACCAAGAAAUCCCUGUGGAAAAGCUCUUGGCAGAGGCUUACUCUCCUGUCAUGAUCACCAAGGCAGCCAAGAACUCCAAGGAGCAAGAGAUGCUGCGAGCCGCCCAUGUACGAGAUGCCGUCGCUGUGAUCCGGUACUUGGUCUGGCUAGAAAAGAAUGUGCCCACUGGUUCUGUGGAUGAAAUCUCCGGCGCACGUUACGUGGACCAGUUGCGUAGGGAAGAAGCGUACUGCCAGGGUCCCAGCUUUGAAACUAUCUCCGCCAGUGGCCUGAAUGCAGCUCUAGCCCAUUACAGUCCAUCCAACGCUACCAGCAGAAAGCUGUCUGUGGAUGAGAUGUACCUGUUGGACUCUGGCGGCCAAUACUUCGACGGAACCACAGACAUAACCCGGACUGUCCACUGGGGGGAGCCCACAGAUUUCCAGAAGGAAGCCUACACACGGGUGCUGAUGGGGAACAUUGACCUGUCCAGGCUCAUCUUUCCACCCCAAACUUCAGGGAGAGUAGUGGAGGCCCUCGCUCGCCGAGCCUUAUGGGAAGCUGGACUCAACUAUGGCCACGGCACCGGCCAUGGCAUUGGCAACUUCUUGUCUGUCCAUGAGUGGCCUGUGGGCUUCCAAACCAACAACUUGCCCUUGAGAGAAGGCAUGUUCACCUCCAUCGAGCCAGGUUAUUACAAGGAUGGUGAGUUUGGGAUCCGCCUUGAGGACGUCGCACUUGUGGUGAAAGCAAAGACCAAGUACGGUGUGACUGAAGAACCCUACCUGACUUUUGAGACAGUGUCGCUGGUGCCGUACGACCGGAACCUCAUCGAUGUGAACCUCCUGUCUCAGGAGCAGAUCCAGUACAUCAACAGGUACUAUGAGGCUAUCCGUCAGCGCAUUGGCCCUGAGCUACAGCGACACAACCUGGAUGAGGAGUACCUGUGGCUGCAGAAGAACACGCAGCCUCUUUCCUGUACCUUCCUGCUGACAGCAUCCCUGAGUACCUUGGCUAUCAGCAGCCUGGCUUCUACGGUCCUGCCUGGGGCCUAGGACUGGGUCUGGGUAUUUUCCUGCCUCUCACUGCUGAUCCUCCUCAGUCCUUAAUCUGCAGGCCCCCACUGAGAGCCAGGGUGGUGUAGUGGUUAGAGUGUUGGACUGGGGUUCGAAUCUCUGCUUGACCAUGAAGCUCACUAAGUGACCUUGGGCCAGUCACUGCCUCUCAGUCUAACUACCCUUGCAGGGUUGUUGUAAGGAUUAAAUGAGGAGAGGGAGAACCAUGUAUGCCACCUUGAGUUCCUUGCAGAAAAGAUGGGAUGUAAAUGCAAUAAAUAAAUAAAUUAGGCCCUUUAAAAACAAACAAA